CCGGCGAGGCUGCUGGUUCUCCAAGUGGUCUGAACUCUUCAACCAUUUAGGAGACUUUACUACAUUUACAUGUGUUAAAUCAUCUCACUGGAUUUCAUGAGUGCCAAGAAGGCCAUCCUGGAGGGAAAAGGGGCAGCUGGACACUAAGUAUCUUCCAAGGUUCUGUUUCCCAGCUGACACUAUGAAACGACGACAAAAGCGGAAACAUAUUGAAAAUGAGGAUUCUGAUGAGAAACAAGGAGGGCCCUCAAAGUCCCCAGAAGAUGCUCCUCAGGCUCUAUCAAGUGCAGUGGCCUGGAACCAGACCCCGGGUAUUGGGGAGACAUCCUCUGGCUCUGAAUACUUCUCGUGUGUUUCUUCUCCAUCUAAGCUUGCCAAGCUCAUCUGUGGUAGAACUUCAAUGUUACCAGGAUGUGCUUCUCAGCCGGGGUGCUCUGGAGUGGCCAAAGUCCAGACUCUGGGGGCAGGGGAGACAUCUUCUGCUUCCGAGCACCAUGUUUCUUCUCCACUCAAGCUUAUCCAUGGAAUCCACGGAGUGCAAGGAGAUGGGCCCAAGGAUAAACCAUCCAUUGUCCAGGUUGAAAAACGAGAAAUGCCUUCUGCCCCCAAGCUUAUCUCCUUUUCUUCUUGUUCAUCUUGUAAGACCUGUAUAAACUCUGUGUGUAUAAACAAAGAAGAAACAAGUAUGAAAAUAUACUACACAGAGGUAAAAAUGAAAAAUGGCGUGGCUGUCUCCUGUGAGGCAGAGGAGACAUCAGAGUCCCCAGGAAAGCAACCAAGAAUGGAAGAAGCAGUGCUUCCUGAGGGUCUCCAGGAGCACGUGCAGUAUGGCAUCAGGGAGGGCUUCAGUUGCCAUGUCUUCCACCGUGCCAUGACUCAGCUCAGAGGAAGUGUGGAAGCAGAGUGCACCCAAGAGAAGGUGCAGGAGGAGGAGCAGGAAGCAAAGCAGGAGCAGAAGCAAGAGGAAAAGGAGUGUGAGGAGGAGCCACCCGCAGGGGAAGAUCUUGUCCGGAAGAAACCCUGGAGCCAAUGUCCAGGCUAUGUGUUUCAUUCUCCAGAGGAAGGAAGUGAGUGA
Molecule: messenger RNA, 1075 nt
Organism: Octodon degus (degu)
Lineage: Eukaryota; Metazoa; Chordata; Mammalia; Rodentia; Octodontidae
Gene: Fam170a
Product: family with sequence similarity 170 member A
Exons: 5
Coding region: 182-1075 (297 amino acids)
Biological process (GO): fertilization
Cellular component (GO): nucleus
Source: RefSeq, a predicted model, not a curated record